This is a messenger RNA of Chenopodium quinoa (quinoa), 1707 nucleotides long. Its product is annotated as endochitinase EP3-like. Lineage: Eukaryota; Viridiplantae; Streptophyta; Magnoliopsida; Caryophyllales; Amaranthaceae. The coding region runs from base 508 to 1368 and encodes 286 amino acids. Gene Ontology annotation, biological process: cell wall macromolecule catabolic process; chitin catabolic process; carbohydrate metabolic process. The record is from RefSeq and is a predicted model, not a curated record. The transcript is spliced from 2 exons. Gene Ontology annotation, molecular function: chitin binding; chitinase activity.
GGUGGUUUCGUGGGUAGGAGGGAGGGUAGUUCAAAGUUGGAUUCGGGAGUGGGUGAAAGGAUCUAAAGUGAUUUCAGGGCAUAAUCAACCCUAAAGAUUGACAAUAUAAUGCCAAAAUCUUUUAGUCAAUAAGAAUAUUUGGUGCAUUUUUCAGAAAACUCGAGGGUAUAUGGUGUAUUUGAAAAAAAAAUCCAUACGUAUAUGGUGAAUAAACAAAAUAAUCGAGGGUAUAUAAUGAAAAGCCGUAAAAUAAAAAUAAUCCAAAUUCGAAUCAAUUUUUUUUAUACCUACUUGUAGUGUUAUUGUCCUUUAGCCUCAUAAUAGUUAGUUUAAUAAAAUUGUCCUAAGAAAUCAAUGCAACAUUACCUAAUUAACAAUCUAACUUUUGGAUUUGCACAAUCCAUUAACACAAGCAAUAAGCACCUAUCCUUAGGUCAUAAGCUAAAAAAACUUCUUCCUAGAUCAAUUAAGUGACCUCACUCUCACUCAAUUUCCAUAUAUAAACCAAUGCAAUCUUGUGUUUAUUUUCCACAUUUCAUACAAAUCCUUAUCAUUCACAAAAUGAGUUCCCUUAGACUAAUCAUCUUUGCCAUGCUCCUCGCGGUUGCUUGUAUGUCAAGCACCCUAGUCCAGGCUCAAAACUGUGGUUGUGCCAGUAAUUCCUGUUGUAGCAGGUACGGUUACUGCGGAAACACAGCUGAAUACUGCGGCGAAGGGUGCCAACAAGGCCCUUGUUACUCUUCAGGAGGAGGAGGAGGUGCUGUUACAGUCCGAAGCUUAGUAACAGACGCGUUCUUCAAUGGCAUCAUCAACCAAUCACCUUCUAACUGUCCUGGUAGGAACUUCUACAGCAGGAAUGCUUUCUUAAACGCUCUCAAUAGCUAUCCUCAGUUCGGCACUGGAUCCUCCGACGUUAUCAAACGUGAAGUUGCUGCCUUCUUUGCUCAUGUCACCCAUGAAAUUGGAUCCUUUUGCUAUAUAGAGGAGAUUGUGAAAUCAACCUAUUGUGGACGAAGCGCUGCAUGGUCGUGCAAUCCAAACAAGCAAUACUAUGGCAGAGGGCCACUUCAACUCACAUGGAACUACAACUAUGGAGCAGCCGGUAGAAGCAUUGGAUUCGACGGUAUCAAUGCACCAGAAACAGUUGCAAACAACCCUGUUAUUGCCUUCAGAACAGCCUUCUGGUUUUGGAUGAACAAUGUCCACUCUAUUAUCACCUCCGGCCAAGGGUUUGGUGCCACCAUACGAGCUAUCAAUAGCAUCGAAUGUAAUGGUGGUAAUCCAGGUGCUGUCAAUGCUCGAAUUCAGUACUAUAGACAGUAUUGUAAUCAGUUUGGUGUUUCUCCUGGGAACAAUCUCAGUUGCUAAGGAUGUUGGCUGCUACUCUAUGCUACUAAUCAACUUGUGAUUUCUAAUUUAUGCAAAAUAAAAGGAUGCCUGCUACAAACUCAUACAAUGAGCAGGCUUAAAAUAUGGAAUAAAAGUAUUUAUGAUGUUACUAUCUUCAAAUUUCAGUUUUUCUACGUUUCCUCUGUUUUAUUGUAUCCUCUGACUUUUUUUUUUCACGUCAAGAUAUGUGGGAUCCCCUUCCUACCACACAAGGAUGUAGCAAAGGCAGUGCUAAUAGGGCAACCGCCUUAGGCCCCAACUUGAAAAGCCCAAGUUCAUUUAUGAGAUAAGCCCCCAAUUAAAAAAAAAAAAAAAAAA